Molecule: messenger RNA, 954 nt
Organism: Carlito syrichta (Philippine tarsier)
Lineage: Eukaryota; Metazoa; Chordata; Mammalia; Primates; Tarsiidae
Product: olfactory receptor 1038-like
Biological process (GO): G protein-coupled receptor signaling pathway; sensory perception of smell
Cellular component (GO): membrane
Molecular function (GO): G protein-coupled receptor activity; olfactory receptor activity; odorant binding
Source: RefSeq, a predicted model, not a curated record
AUGACUGAAAGGAAUAGCACCAGGGUGACAGAAUUAAUUCUCUUGGGCUUUUUAGUCCAUAGAGAGAUUGAAAUUAUUCUCUUCCUGCUCAUUUUAGCCGUAUAUGCUCUAACUUUGGUAGAAAACUUUGGGAUGAUUUUCGUAAUCUGGUUGGAUUCUCGACUUCACACACCCAUGUACUUUUUCCUCAGGAAUCUGGCCUUUGUAGACCUUUGUUACUCUUCAUCAAUAGCCCCCAAGUUCCUGGAGACCCUCUUGACCAAGCACAAGUCUAUAUCUUUCCAUGCAUGUGCAACACAGUGGGGCUUUUUUCUGAUCUUCUUGAUUUCAGAGAUGUUCCUUCUGGCAGUAAUGGCUUAUGAUCGCUAUGUGGCCAUAUGCAAUCCUCUUUUCUACAUGGUGGUCAUGUCCCAAAAAAUGUAUAUGCGGCUUGUAUUGGGCCCCUACUUAUACAGCUUUUCUGUUGCUUUACUCCACACAGUAGUUACUUUCCAACUAAUCUAUUGUGGUCCCAAUAUAAUAAAUCACUUCUAUUGUGAUGAUGUCCCUUUGAUGACCCUUGCAUGCUCAGACAUCAGCCUCAAAGAGAUUUUGAUUUUCAUCUUUGCUGGAUUCAACAUGAUCAGCUCUUUGACUACUGUCCUUAUUUCUUACUUAUACAUUGUGGCUGCCAUCUUGAAAAUCCAGUCUACAGAAGGGAGGUGCAAAGCUUUUUUGACCUGUGCCUCUCAUCUGACCACUGUGACUAUAUUUUAUGGAACUCAUCUACAGCCAAACUCAAACAAUUCCCUUGAUACAGACAAAAUGGCUUCUGUGUUCUACACAAUAGUUAUCCCCAUGCUAGACCCCAUGAUCUACAGUUUGAGGAAUCAAGAGGUAAAGAAAGCUCUGAGGAAAGUCUGUGAAAAAUGGUAUGUCUUGCCAUUAACAAACUUUAAAAAAGGAAUUUCAUGA